This is a messenger RNA of Dendronephthya gigantea, 1614 nucleotides long. RefSeq lists its product as uncharacterized. Gene Ontology annotation, molecular function: protein binding. The record is from RefSeq and is a predicted model, not a curated record. NCBI's taxonomy places the organism in Eukaryota, Metazoa, Cnidaria, Anthozoa, Malacalcyonacea, Nephtheidae. The transcript is spliced from 2 exons. The coding region runs from base 1 to 1614 and encodes 537 amino acids.
AUGACAGUGGUUAUUUUGUUUACUUACAUAUGUAAUGUACAACUCGCCAGACAAGUUUGUGAAGAUAUUUGCAAAGAUGUUCAUGCCAAGGACGAAGCAAUGUUUGUAAUGACAUUGAACGGAAAAGAUUUAGAUUCUCUUCUUCAUUCAUAUGAAGAUUUUUGUCGUCGGCUGAAUUGUAACGAGAGCGCAUUACAAAAUGUUUCAAGUUCAUCUAAAACUAAAGAAGAGAAAAUAAAAGAUUUAAGAUCGCAAAUAUCUUGCAGAAAUAAAAAUUGGAAAAAGUGGUGGAUCAUCGUAGACAAUGUGGAAAAUCUAGAACUCAUAUCCCCACUACUGCCUUUGAAGGGAGACGAAGUUUGGAAGGACGGCCAAGUUAUAUUAACAACACAAAACACAAAUGCUGUCCCACAAGACAGCACCUCAACUAAGCAUAUCUCACUUAUUCAUGGAAUGAAUGACCAAGAGUGUCGCCAGCUGCUUGUCCUAUUAUCGUGUACCAAAGUCAAUGAUCCAUUACUAGAUGAGAUGGCGGAGAAGUUGGAUCGUCAACCACUGGCAAUGGCCGCGGCAGCCGUGUAUAUGAGAGAAGUAACCAUUAAUUGUCCAGAUUUUUCUUGGCGAGAUUAUUUACGAAAACUUGAAAAGGGUAAAAGGGGGUUAACGGAGAAACGUCUUCGGCAAAUGAAUUCCGCGGCAUAUUCCUCCACAAUGAGCACGGCAGUGCUGUUAGCGGUUAGAAAAUGUGCAGAAAAUAACACAAUCCUGGAACAUGCUUUCAACCUUUUCUCUUUGAUAUCUUUUGAACCAUUACCACUUGAUCUUGUUGUAAAAUAUAUUCAGGAGCAACAGGAGGUAGAUGCGGAGGACGUCAUUACAGCAAUAAAACUCUCCUCGCUGUUUGUUCAGGAUGGUAGCAAUGGUGAUGUCCGCCUACAUCGUGUUGUUCAUGAAGCCGUCAAAACCUUUUGUCUUUUCGAUAAAUCUGAAAAAGAUAAUACGGAAAACACAAGUGCAAGCGAGGAAGAAAAUAUAACUCACAUUUACAGGGUUGUCAAAAUAAUGAGUUACUUUAGUAAAAGAGAAGAUAAAAUCAAAUCUAUUCCGCAUUUGAAAGCAUUUCACAAAGAAAUUAUUGACAACAUUCAUUUUCCCGAUCAAGCAUUAUACUUAUUAAGCUUACGUUUCGAAAAAGCUGACAUUUCUCAAAUGUAUAUAUCUUUGGGGAGCACACUUUAUCGCUUUUGUCAGUAUGAACUGUCGAUGGAAUUUCUUCAACUGGCACUAAAAAUUCAAUUAAAUCACCUUGGUCCGAAUCACACAGACGUAGCAACUUUAUACAGUUACCUGGGUGUGUUGUGUAGCGUUAAAGGUGAUCUUGAUCAGGCUAAUGAUUAUUAUCAACGCGCACUGAAAAUUCGAUUAGAGCAAUUAGGACCGAAUCAUACUGACGUUGCCACUUCAUACAACAGCCUGGGCAAUAUGUGUAGAAUAAAAGCUGAUCUUGAUCAGGCUAAUGAAUAUUAUCAAAAGGCGCUAAACAUUCAAUUGGAACAAUUAGGACCGAAUCAUACUGACGUUGCGAGUUUAUACAACAACCUGAGUAAUGUGUGA